This is a messenger RNA of Microdochium trichocladiopsis, 638 nucleotides long. RefSeq lists its product as uncharacterized. NCBI's taxonomy places the organism in Eukaryota, Fungi, Ascomycota, Sordariomycetes, Xylariales, Microdochiaceae. The record is from RefSeq and is a predicted model, not a curated record. The transcript has 2 exons. Bases 73 to 531 code for a protein of 152 amino acids.
CUUGACGCUGCUUCACACCACUUGCGCCCACAUGUACACCAUCUAAUCCCAUACGUUGUGCGUCGUCGAUAAAUGAUUCGCAUAUCCCUGCAUGGUGCUGCAGCACGAGAGCCGAUGCAGCCCGAGUCAUACGCGCCAACACGGAAGAAAGAAGAAGUGGAAGAACCAAGGAGAACCGGAAGAAAGUGUUCGGACAGCCAAGUUUCGCCUGCAGCUCUGGCCAAGCAUCGACAGUGCCAAGUAGUCUCGACGAACAUUGAGCAAUUUUCAGGAUUGCAUAUGCUCGAGGUCUCCCUAACAUAUUCGAGUCGUGCGAGUAGAGUCACACCACUCUCUCUGGACGAGCCUUCUCUCCAAGAAGCAGGGAGAAGCGUCACGGGCGAUAUCGAGUUCGAUUCCCCGCUAGCCGAGUCUCUCUCGCAAUGUGAAAAGUUCCCCGCUGACACUCAAAGUCGGUUCGUUGGCCUCUGGACUGUUUUGUCAAAAGAUCCUAUGUCCAUUCUUUGUGACAUCUCCGCAAUCGCGCAUUGAUGGCCCCCCUCCCCACCUUGGCAACUGCGAUCACCCCUCACUUCUGGUGGAGUUCAGGGCUUGAGAUUGGUUUCAAAACCUCCAUUACCAAGUGCGGGUCAUUGCAG